GCUCCAAGGGCAACCUGUGCCAGCGGAAGGUGCCUCUCUCCAUCAGCCUGGCCCUGACCAUCCCAGCAGCCGUGCUGGCAGCCUAUUACCUGCUGCUGCAGACCUAUGCCCUGCGCCUGGAAGCCAUCCUCAGCUCCAUCCUCCUCCUCUUCUACGCCGUGGAGCUGCUGCUGGGCCUCCUGGCACUGCUCUCCUUCUCCAG
Molecule: messenger RNA, 202 nt
Organism: Merops nubicus (carmine bee-eater)
Lineage: Eukaryota; Metazoa; Chordata; Aves; Coraciiformes; Meropidae
Gene: TMEM216
Product: transmembrane protein 216
Exons: 1
Biological process (GO): non-motile cilium assembly
Cellular component (GO): ciliary transition zone
Source: RefSeq, a predicted model, not a curated record